AUGCGACCUCCCAUGUGUCUUCAGUAUUCCAUCUGGACUAUGGCAGCGGAUGGCCAUCCCAAGUAUGGGUGUUAUCACGAGGCUUUGUACCGUCGAGCUCGGCAGUACUUGGAGGCGGAUGAACUCAAGGUUCGUCACAAUAUCGUCGCUCCCACGCAACCAACGGGCACUAACCUUUUGCAGGGGCAUGGAGAGCAUUUCAUCACGGUAUCCCACGCUCAAGCCUGGGCCCUGAUCGCCGCCGAUGAGGCCAGGAGAAUGCUUUUCACCCGGGCAGCAUUGAGCUCCGCUCGAUGCGUUCGAAUCGUCGGCAUGAUGGGCCUCCACCGGCUCGACAGCACAGCCGCCGACGAAGAACACCCCAUCGCUCCCAUGAUCCCCCCUCCCAAAGGCUGGGUCGAACUGGAAGAACGCCGACGUCUAUUCUGGGGCGCCUUCUGCAUCGACAGCUACGCCGGCAUCAGCACCGGCUGGCCAACCCUCAUCGACACCAACCAAGUCACCACCCACCUCCCCGCCUCCGAGGACGCCUUCGCCAAAGGCCAAGAGGAAAAGUCCACCUCCCUCCAGUCCCUCUUCAACGGCUUCAACUACUCCACCUACGGCGGCAACGUCGUCAUCUGCCACAUCUUCAACCAAAUCAUGAAGCACGCCCACUGCCCCAUGCCCUCCGACCGCCCCGACGAUUUAGAGUCCGGCCCCUUCUGGCAACGCCACCGCGAACUCGACACCUUGCUAUCCAGCGCCUUCAUGUUCCUCCCCGACCGCCUCCGCCUCCCAAAGAACAUCACCGACCCGGUCGCAAUCCAAACAAACAUGAACCUCCACGCCGCCGUCAUCUGCCUCCACAACACCGCCUACGAAAAAGCAGACAAGCUCCCCUCCUUACCUGCGUCCGUCAAACAAGACAGCCGCACCCGCUCCCUCAUGGCAGCAGGCGAAAUAGUAAACAUCCUCAAGCUAAGCCACAACAUGAAGACGGGGUAUAAAUCCCCGCUAAUGGCCCUCUCGUUGUACUGCGCGGCGUCGCUGUACGUCUCCGUCGCCGCCGCCAAAGACACCACCACCCCCACCAACCCCCCGUCACCAUCCUUCCUCUCCUCGGUCAACACCAACCUUGAGACUCUCCUCAAAUCGAUGGAGGCGAUUUCAAAGCUGCAUUACAUCACGAGGGCGUAUCUAAAUCAGAUACUCCUUGACAUCGACCGCUCGGGGGUAUCUCUGUCAUUUCCACUUUCGGAGAAUUUUAACAAGGAAUCUCACCCGUGUGAGCACGGGAUUCCAAUCGUGGCUCGCACUUCGGGACACAGACAGACGAGGCUGCCAGUUCCGUUUUCUACAUCGGGGGGGCAGCAGCAGAGGGUGAUGGUUCCGGGGGUGUUUGCUGAUAGAAACUUUGGUGGUGGGAACAUCCACCCCGGCGCGGGGAUAUCCUCUGGUUUGUCCUCCAUGGUGAGCGGGAUGGUGGCUGGGUGUGGACUGCAGGUUUUGACGGAGGAUGGGGUGAGGAAACAACCGGAACAACAGCAGGGGCAGUUUGUGGAUGCUUUUCACCCUUGUGAUAACCCGCCCUAUGCUAGAGGGCAGACGAACACCGCUAGGGCCGCCACGGGGGAGAGGGUGAUGAUGUUUGGGUUUCGGGGUGGGAGGGAGGAAAUGGUAGGGCUGCAGGAGUUGCCUUUUAGGUUGGGGAUGCAGACUGGGCUUGUGGGGGCGGGGGCUGGGUUGGGGUUUGAGAUGGGGAUGGCUGGAGGAGGGACGGGGAAGGAGAAGGAUGGGGAUGUACUACUGCAUUUUCCGCCGGGGAAUGUGGGGGGUGUUUCGGGGGAGGGAAAUCACGGCCAAGGUGGUGGUGGUAAAGGGAAAGAAGAUGGGAAUGCGAUGGAUAUUUUUGAUGAGUUUCAAGAUUUGGGAGAGGGGACGGGUGGCGGGGGAGAUGGUGAUUGGGGCAUGUUGGAUCCUACCGACACUUUUUACUCACUGUUGUAUAAUGAUGGGGCCAACACUGACAAUAAUGGGGGAGGAGAUAAUAAUUGUGGGAAUAUGUGGUCGGUGAAUGAUUUUACUGGGAUGUGGGGUGGUCCUCGAUAG
This is a messenger RNA of Podospora anserina S mat+, 2091 nucleotides long. RefSeq lists its product as uncharacterized. The coding region runs from base 1 to 2091 and encodes 696 amino acids. NCBI's taxonomy places the organism in Eukaryota, Fungi, Ascomycota, Sordariomycetes, Sordariales, Podosporaceae. Gene Ontology annotation, cellular component: nucleus. Gene Ontology annotation, biological process: DNA-templated transcription. The record is from RefSeq and is a predicted model, not a curated record. Gene Ontology annotation, molecular function: DNA binding; zinc ion binding. The transcript has a single exon.